This is a messenger RNA of Culicoides brevitarsis, 1914 nucleotides long. RefSeq names its product puromycin-sensitive aminopeptidase-like. Gene Ontology annotation, biological process: proteolysis; peptide catabolic process. NCBI's taxonomy places the organism in Eukaryota, Metazoa, Arthropoda, Insecta, Diptera, Ceratopogonidae. Gene Ontology annotation, molecular function: metalloaminopeptidase activity; peptide binding; zinc ion binding. Gene Ontology annotation, cellular component: cytoplasm. The record is from RefSeq and is a predicted model, not a curated record. Bases 28 to 1683 code for a protein of 551 amino acids. The transcript is spliced from 3 exons.
UCAAGUGUUAUCAUUUUGUCAACAAAGAUGUUAAAAUCCAGCGUUAAGCCUUUUCACUAUAAUUUGACCUUUAAACCGAAUGCCAAAACCUUCGAAUUCGAUGGAAAAGCUGAGAUCGAUCUCAAGGUAUUAAAAGAAACCGACACAAUAACCUUACAUGCCUUAAAAUUGCAAAUCACGGACGUAUUUUUACGUUUUCCCGACGAAAGUGAACUUUACACAAAGGAAAAGUCCUUCGAUGAAGCCAACGAGACCGUAACUUUUCUUUUUCCAAGCACCAUUGAUGCGGGAAGCGAAGUUAAAUUAAUAAUUGACUUCAUCGGCGAAUUAAGCGAUAAUUUAAAGGGAUUUUAUCGCAGUAAAUAUUUCGUGGGCGAUGAAGAGCGUUAUUCGUUUGUUACUCAAUUAGCGCCUUGCGAUGGAAGACGCUGUUUCCCAAGCAUUGAUGAGCCGGCAGCAAAAGCUACUUUCGAUAUCACUUUGAUCGUCGAGAAACAUUUGACUGCGCUGUCAAAUAUGCCGGUAACGACUGAAUUUGAGGACAAUAAUGGCUUAAAAGUGUUGAAAUUCGAUCGAACUCCCGUAAUGUCGACUUAUUUAGUGGCUUUGGUCGUCGGCGAAUACGAUUUUGUCGAAAAACGAUCUGCAGAUGGGGUUCUUUGUCGUGUCUAUACGCCGCUCGGGAAGAAAGAACAUGGAAAUUUUGCCUUAGAAACCGCUGUGAGAGUUUUGCCUUAUUACAAAGAAUAUUUCGGAAUUGCAUAUCCGCUGAAAAAACUCGAUCUCAUUGCGAUUGCUGACUUUGCCUUGGGCGCCAUGGAAAAUUUUGGCUUGAUAACAUUCACGGAAAUUCGCAUCUUAGUCGAUCCCGCAAAUACUUCGUUGUCCAUCAAACAGAGCGUUGCCAGCAUCGUCGCGCACGAAAUUUCGCAUCAAUGGUUCGGGAAUUUAGUGACGAUGGAAUGGUGGACUCAUUUAUGGCUCAAUGAGGGAUUUGCGACAUUUAUGCAAUUUUUGUGCACCGACGCACUGUUCCCCGAAUACGAAAUGUGGCCUCAAUUUGUGUCGGGCAUGUAUGUUGCCGCUUUGCAACUCGAUUCGCUCAAAAAUUCGCAUCCAAUUGAAGUUCCCGUGAAAAAUUCAUCGGAAAUUGACGAGAUUUUCGAUGCAAUCAGUUACAACAAAGGCGCUUCGAUUAUUCGGAUGCUUCAUAAUUUCAUCGGAGACGCGGAUUUUCGUAAAGGAAUGAAUUUGUAUCUCACGAGACACGCUUAUGGUAAUGCAGAGACCAAAGAUUUGUGGCAAGCGUUGUCUGAAUGCUCAAAUGAUAAGCCAGUUACGAGAAUAAUGACGAAUUGGGUAGAUAAAAUUGGAUUUCCGCUCGUUUGGGUUGAGAAAAAUGAGCAAAAAGAUGGAAAACGUGUCCUGACGCUUAAACAAGAGCGAUUUUUAGCAGAUGGGAGUCAAACAGAAGAUGAUACAAUUUGGAUGAUUCCGUUAAAAGUCGCAACAGCAGGAAAUGAAAGUGCCUUGUCGUGUCUUUUUGAUCAGAAAAGUAUCGAAAUUACGAUUGAUAAUGUUGAAAAGGACGAUUGGAUCAAAAUUAACCCGGGAACUGUCACUUUUUGUCGCACGCAGUAUAUCCGUCGGAGAUGUUGGAAGCUUUUGAGAAGCACAAAGUAGUGCAAGAUAAGGUAUUGAGUCCGUUGGAUCGUUUGGGUUUGGUUGAUGAUCUUUUUGCGCUCGUCAAAGCUGGAAAAAGUGAAACUGUUGAGUUCCUUAAAUUCUUACAAGCCUUCACUGCCGAAACUGAAUACGUGGUAUGGAAAACAAUUUGCUUGUGCUUAUCAAAACUUCGUUCCUUGCUGUCAAACAGCGAAACUAAAAGUUCCUUCGAUAAUUAUUGCCAAAAAC